Ostreococcus tauri is the source of this 2241-nucleotide messenger RNA. Its product is annotated as Cullin repeat-like-containing domain. The record is from RefSeq and is a predicted model, not a curated record. Gene Ontology annotation, cellular component: cullin-RING ubiquitin ligase complex. Bases 1 to 2241 code for a protein of 746 amino acids. Gene Ontology annotation, molecular function: ubiquitin protein ligase binding. The transcript is spliced from 3 exons. Gene Ontology annotation, biological process: protein ubiquitination; ubiquitin-dependent protein catabolic process. NCBI's taxonomy places the organism in Eukaryota, Viridiplantae, Chlorophyta, Mamiellophyceae, Mamiellales, Bathycoccaceae.
AUGACGGAUCGUCGACCCGUGGCGCUGGAGGAGGGAUGGGGACGGAUGCAGGAUGGUAUCAUGAAACUGAGACGUAUCCUUGACACGGACGACGCCGAGCCGUUUACGUCGGAGGAGUACAUGAACCUGUACACUACCAUUUACAACAUGUGCACGCAAAAGGCGCCGUACGACUUCUCAGAGCAGUUGUACGAGCGUUACGAGGCGGCCUUUAACCAGUACAUCAAUGCAAAGGUUUUGCCAACGCUCGUGGAAAAGAAGGGUGAGUACAUGCUGAAGAGUCUGGUGAUGCGAUGGGAGAACCACAAGAUAAUGGUUCGAUGGCUGUCGAAGUUUUUCAACUAUCUCGACCGAUACUACGUUCAGCGUCAUCAUUUCCCUCCCCUCAAGGAUGUCGGGGUGAAUUGCUUUCGUCGGCUCGUGUACGACGAGAUCAAGUUGAGCGUGAAGACGGCGGUGCUCGAGCUCAUCGACAAGGAGCGGGAGGGAGAAAAGACGGACAGGACGUUGAUUAAGAAUAUUACGUCGAUUUUUGUCGAAAUGGGUUUGGGGACGAUGGACGCGUACCAAAAUGAUUUCGAAGCGGAUUUGUUGGCACACACUGCGUCUUUCUAUUCGCGCAAGGCUUUGCAGUGGAUCGCAGAGGACUCCUGUCCGGCUUACCUUAUCAAGGCGGAAGAGUGUCUGAACAGCGAGCGCGAGCGAGUGCAGCUUUACUUGCAUCAAACUACCGAAUCCAAGCUGAUUUCGAAGGUGGAGCAACAACUGCUCGAGCAGUAUGAAAAUGAGUUACUGGAGAAGGAGAAUAGCGGAUGUGCGGCACUCUUAGUCGAAGACAAAACGGAAGAUUUGGCUCGCAUGUACCGCCUCUUCCGUGCUGUACCAAGCGGCUUGAAGCCGAUAGCUGAAAUUUUCAAGGCUCACGUGAAGAAGGAUGGAAUGAACUUAGUGAGCGUCGCCGAGCAGACGGCGUCAAACAUGAAGAGCAAGAAGCCGGACAAGGACGCGGCAUCCACAUCCGUGGAGCAGGUAUUCACUCGCAGUGCGAUCGAACUAUACGACAAGUACAGCACGUACGUAAACGAAUGUUUCGACAGCAGUGCUUUAUUCAAUCGUGCUUUGACGGAGGCUUUCGAGAACUUCUGCAACAAGGGAAUCGCCGGGAACUCCACCGCGCAGCUUCUGGCCGAUUUCUCGGACAAACUGUUGCGUAAGGGUGGGAGUGAGAAGCUGAGCGAUGAAAAGAUGGAGGAAACCUUAGAAAAGGUCGUCAAACUCUUGGCUUUUAUUAGCGAUAAGGACAUGUUUGGAGAGUUCUACCGCAAAAAGCUCGCCAGACGUCUGUUGACGGACAGCUCAGCGAGUCAGGAUUACGAGCGUUCAAUUUUGAGCAAACUCAAGACACAGUGCGGAGCGCAAUUCACUGGUAAAAUGGAAGGAAUGUUAAACGAUUUGCAAUCCGCGCGGGAGACGCAAGAUACCUUUGAACGGUGGAUGGAGGAGGAUGCGGCGAACCGUAAGCCCCCUCUCGAUUUCUCAGUCACCAUCUUGACUCACGGCUUCUGGCCCCAGCACAAACCCGUGGAGUUCCAGCUGAACGAUGAGUUGGCGAAGUGCGUGGACACCUUCAGAAGCUUCUAUGAUAAACGCAUGGGACAGCGUAAAUUGACGUGGAUCCAUCAUCUCGGAACGGCUACCGUGGUUGGUAAGUUUGAGACCAAGUCCAUUGAGAUGCUCAUGCAAACCACUCAGUGCGCAGUUUUGCUACUCUUCGGAGCCAAGACGGAGCUGACGAUGCAGAACGUGAUCGAUUUGACAAAAUUACCCCCCGACGACGCCAAACGCGCUCUGUACUCUCUAUCUUGUGCGAAGUACAAAAUUCUGAACAAGUCUCCAGAGGGCAAGACAAUCGGACCGGAUGACGUCUUCGCGUUCAAUGAAAAGUUCACGGAUAGAUCGAGACGCAUUAAAAUAGGACUACCGCCCGUAGACGAGAAGAAGGUCACUAUCGAGCACGUCGAGCACGAUCGGCGCCACGCGAUCGAUGCGGCAAUCGUUCGAACGAUGAAGGCGAGAAAAUCUCUGGCGUACAACCAACUCAUCAUUGAAGUCGUGUCUCAACUCAAACAGAAGUUCGUUCCUGAGCCGAAACAAAUCAAGAUUCGAGUCGAAGAGCUCAUUAACAAGGAGUUCAUCGAGCGCGACAAGGAGAAUCCACAGGUUUUCAAAUACAUGGCAUAA